This is a messenger RNA of Tachysurus vachellii, 2650 nucleotides long. RefSeq names its product WASP homolog-associated protein with actin, membranes and microtubules. The record is from RefSeq and is a predicted model, not a curated record. The transcript has 10 exons. Bases 62 to 2338 code for a protein of 758 amino acids. NCBI's taxonomy places the organism in Eukaryota, Metazoa, Chordata, Actinopteri, Siluriformes, Bagridae. Gene Ontology annotation, cellular component: endoplasmic reticulum-Golgi intermediate compartment membrane; cytoplasm. Gene Ontology annotation, molecular function: actin binding; Arp2/3 complex binding. Gene Ontology annotation, biological process: endoplasmic reticulum to Golgi vesicle-mediated transport; Arp2/3 complex-mediated actin nucleation.
UUUCAACACGUGAUUUGUGACUUUCCUGGUUGAAGUUGAAGCUAAAGGUCUGAUGGUGUAAAUGAUUGUGAACAUGAUGAGCGCGGAUGUGGAGCGGAUGGACAGCUUGGACGGAUGGGUCGCUAUUAAAAGCGACAUAUUUGACAACCGGGAGAUUCACAACAUCCGGUUUCUGGUCCAGUGGAGCGAAGCGGAGGACAAGUUCGCAGUGAUCUGUCACAACAGGACUCUUCAGCAGAGGAUGAGGAAGGUAAAGAUGAAGGAGGGCGGUGAUGAAGAGGACUCCAGCUGGGCCGCAAUGUUCUCGGCAUCAGAGCUGAAACACAUCCAUCAGCAGCUGACCGGCUCCGGAGACGCGCUGUCCAGGGUCCUGCCCGACCUGAGCGCCUUCACACACACCGGCGUGUGGGACACUCUGAUGAGGAGAACAUGGCAGGAGCAGGAGCAGGAGCGCGACGUGGAAGCCGUGUGUCAGCAGCUGGAGAAGUAUUUCAGCAUCGCGGUGGAUGUGUGUGGAGUUAAAAUCCUGCUGGAGACUUUAUUCCCUCAAGAGGAGGCAGGAGAGGAGGACAAAUACUGCGAGAACCUGCAGGAGUUCAAGAGGAAAGCCAUGGAGGAGCAGGUCAGGAGAGCCAAGAACUCAGUGGACACGAUCAUACACAGUCACCCUGCUGCAUCAGGACUUGUGCAGCUGAUGAAGAUCUACGAUGAGGAGGAUGAGGCAUACAGUGAAUUGGUUACCAUAGCAACGCAGUAUUAUCAGCACCAACUGCAGCCAUUUAGAGACAUGAGAGAGCUGUCAACGUUACACACCAUGGAGAUACAGAAAAUAUUGCAGCUCCAGGAGCUCGGUCCAAAGCGAGUGUGUGAGUUGGAGAGAGAGGCAGAAGAGUGGAGCAAGGGGGUGAACGAGGCUGUAUGUUCCAUUCAGGAUAUCACUGUGUGUUAUUUUACAGAGACGACAACAGCUCUGUCAGGUAUGCUGAAACAGAUGGAGGCGGACCGUAAGAGAUUUGGCCAAGCCUCCUGGGCUGUAGCCACACCCAGGCUGGAGAAACUCAAAUUUCUACUGGCUAAAGAGACACUGCAGCUCAUGAGGGCAAGAGAGAUGUGUGUGAACCACCGGAAAGAUGAAAUUAAGGAGAAGAUGAGCAGUGUGUGUGAUGGGGCGAGUGUGUGUGAUGUAGAUGUGUUGGAGCUGCAGUAUUAUGAGGCUCAGCUGGAACUCUACUCCUGUAAACUAGAGAUCAUGAAAAAUGAGGAGCUGCUCCUGCUUGCACAGAUUAACACACUACAGAGACAGAUCAAAGAACUGAAGGAGGAGGUGGUGUAUUUUGAUGCCUGUGAAGACCCCUUAGAGCUUCAGUGUAUGAAUACAGAUGUUAGUCCCACCCACUCAGGUGGUAACUCCACCUACUCUCAACUACAACAACAGCUACUGCAACUGGAGAGGAAGAGAUCGAUGAUAUCAUCACGCAGAGCUACACUGCGCAACCGCAAGGAACGGUGUAUAGAGGCACAUGAGCUCCAGCAGAGGGCGGCACAGCAGAGAAUCACAGAAUUCCAGCAACACCAUGCUGUGCACAAGAAGCGAGAAAAGAAGAGGGAGGAGGAGGAGAAGAGGAAGGAGUGGGUGCAGAUGCAGAGAGACAGAACACUCAACCGACUGCGUAACUUCAGAGAGAGAGGUCAAGGUCAAUUCAUUGUGAAGACUCGUCGUCCCAAUAAGCCCCGCCCUUCUGACCUUGCCAUCAAUGACUCUGAUCAGCCCAUGUCAAUCAUCACACUGACUCCACCCACUCAAGCAUGUAGCCACUCCUCCAAGCCCAGAGGAAAGGGGCGGGGCCAGAAGCAGUGGGAUAUCCCAGUGCACAUUCAUUUACCCCCAGGACCUGGAGGGCCGGAACAUAUUUUAACUCCUCCCCUUCAACCCCCACCUCCACCUCCACCACCUCCCCCUCCUCCUCCAGUAGCACCGCCCCCUCUGUCAGCCCCGCCUCUUCCACUCAGUGACAAAGAAUCAUCUGGAAUUUCCACUGCAGGAUCGAUGGACGACGUUCUAGCAUCGCUGCAGCGGGGGCGUGUUCACCUACGCAAGGUCACGCCCAAACCUUCUGGGGUUUCCAUGGAGACCGGAAACUUUAGAGACGGUUUGCUGUCAGCUAUCCGUCAGGGUGUAACCUUAAAGAAAACCCCGCCCCCUGUUGGCCCCGCCCACUGUCAUGACUCCGAUCUGGAGCUCAGCAUCAAAGCAGCCAUGAUGAGGAUGAAGAAGGUCUCCAACGAGUCCGAUGAUGAAGAACAUCCAAUCACAUCGCCGGAAGAAUGGGACAACUAGAAGUGUGGGCGCACACGCACACACACACACACACACACAUACACACACACACACACACACACAUACACACAUACACACAUACACACACAAACACACACACAGUUAUACUGUUUAAAAAUAUAGCUCUUUGAAUGUUGUAAAAACACAAAUAUGGCACUUUAAUUUACAUUAGAAAAAAAAUGGAAUGAAAUUUGAUGUAAAACAUAAAAGGGGAAAAAAUCAAACCCAAAAUACAUCAGAAAUAAAAUGGAGUCAGUGAGGUUGAGUUUUAUUAAAACACUGUGUGUACAUUAAAGCUGAGUUUCUGAGCUC